Apus apus (common swift) is the source of this 1506-nucleotide messenger RNA. RefSeq names its product cathepsin K (gene CTSK). Gene Ontology annotation, biological process: immune response. Gene Ontology annotation, molecular function: cysteine-type endopeptidase activity. The transcript is spliced from 8 exons. The record is from RefSeq and is a predicted model, not a curated record. Bases 201 to 1199 code for a protein of 332 amino acids. Gene Ontology annotation, cellular component: lysosome. NCBI's taxonomy places the organism in Eukaryota, Metazoa, Chordata, Aves, Apodiformes, Apodidae.
CCUCCGCCCGGCGCUGCCAACUUUUUCCAGCCGCUCCUCAACUUCCUCAAUCCAGCGGCAUAAAGAGCAGCCCCCGCAGCCCCCGCAGCCUCCGCAGCCCCCGCAGCCCCCGCAGCCCCCGCAGCCCCCGCAGCCUCCGCAGCCCCCGCAGCCUCCGCAGCCCCCGGCCCCGCCUGCCUCGACCUCCCACCCACAGCGCCAUGGGGAUCUGGUGGCCCACAGUGCUGGCCCUGCUGGUCCCCAGGGUGGUGGCCCAGCUGCACCCCCAGCCCGAGCUGGACGCCCAGUGGGACCUGUGGAAGAAAACCCACCGCAAGCAGUACAACGGGGAGGCAGAUGAGGUGGAACGGAGGCUGAUCUGGGAGAAGAACCUUAAAUACAUCAACACCCACAACCUGGAGCACUCCCUGGGCAUCCACACCUUCGAGCUGGCCAUGAACCACCUGGGUGACAUGACCAGCGAGGAGGUGGUGAGGACCAUGACGGGCUUGAAGGUGCCCCGUGGCCACCCACGCCACAACGAGACACUUUAUGUCCCCAACUGGGCUGAGAGAGCCCCGGCUGCUGUGGACUGGAGGAAGAAGGGCUACGUGACACCCGUCAAGAACCAGGGCCAGUGUGGCUCCUGCUGGGCUUUCAGCUCGGUGGGUGCCCUGGAGGGGCAGCUGAAGAGGAAGACAGGGAAGCUGCUGAACCUGAGUCCCCAGAACCUGGUGGAUUGCGUGGCCAACAACGACGGCUGCGGCGGGGGGUACAUGACCAACGCCUUCGAGUACGUGCGGCGGAACCGCGGCAUCGACUCCGAGGCUUCCUACCCCUACAUCGGCCAGGACGAGAGCUGCAUGUACAGCCCCACCGGCAAAGCCGCCAAGUGCCGCGGCUACCGGGAGAUUCCCGAAGGGAAUGAGAAGGCCUUGAAGAGGGCGGUGGCCAGGAUCGGGCCCAUCUCCGUGGGCAUCGAUGCCAGCCUGCCCUCCUUCCAGUUCUACAGCCGAGGUGUGUACUACGACGAGAGCUGCAACGGCGCCAACAUCAACCACGCGGUGCUGGCCGUGGGCUACGGCGCCCAGAAGGGCACCAAGCACUGGAUCAUCAAGAACAGCUGGGGUGAGGAGUGGGGCAACAAGGGCUACGUGCUCCUGGCCCGCAACGCCGACGCCUGCGGGGUGGCCAACCUGGCCAGCUUCCCCAAGAUGUGAGAGCUCCUUCUCAGCCUUCCUGCUCCGGAAUUCCAAAGCUGACAUCGCUCCAGGGGGAGAAAUCUCCCCUCCCUGGAGAAGGGAGACCCCCCCCCAGCCUUGUCUUUCCCGGGGUUCCUUUGCCUUUCCCGCCGCCGCAGACUUGGCCGGUUCCAGAGUCUGAUCCAUCAGGAGCUGCUGGUGCAAACACAUCCCAGAGGUGGAACGUCCCCCAUGGAGAGCGUGGAUCUGCCUCCUCCCCCCAGCCCAGGGGGGGCUGCAGAGAACGAGACCAAUUUAUUUUUAAAAUAAACACGUUGGGAAUGAA